AUAGUGUUCUAAAAUUUCCUCUUUUUUUCCCUUUCCUCUUUGUCUCUUCGCACAACACGCGUUAUCAGCUUUGAGAGAGGAAGGAAUUGGAGGGAAAGCAAUGGCGGAAUCGGGACAAGUUAUCAGCUGCGAAACUAUUGCUUCAUUGAACGACCAGCUCCACACAGCAAACGCGUCCAUGAAAUUGGUGGUGGUAAAUUUCACAGCUUCAUGGUGUGGACCAUCCCGUUCUAUGAUACCAAUCCUGGUAGAGCUUGCUGAGAAGCUGCCCCAUGUCAUAUUCUUCAAGGUGGAUGCUGACGAUUUGAAGACCGUGACUCGGGAUUUCGAUGUUGAGGCAUUGCCAACUUUUAUCCUUUUGAAACAAGGAAACAUAGUUGAUAAGGUUGUGGGGGCAUGCAAAGACGAAUUGAAGCAGAAAAUAACUUUCCAUACAUCGAAAGCGUGAAUUGAGGUUGUUUCUGAAACUAGGAUUUUACUUUUGGGUAUCAUGCAUGUAUGUCUCAUAGAUUGAUACUGGAAUUAUGUGGAAGAAUCUUUAAUCAGCAUACUAUAGAAGCUAUAUCAUCAUCAGUCUUAUUUGUAUGUUACAGAUGGCUGUUAUGAAUUCGCACUUAACACGUUAUCAUGAUUAUGC
Hibiscus syriacus is the source of this 637-nucleotide messenger RNA. Its product is annotated as thioredoxin H-type-like. Bases 101 to 448 code for a protein of 115 amino acids. The transcript is spliced from 3 exons. NCBI's taxonomy places the organism in Eukaryota, Viridiplantae, Streptophyta, Magnoliopsida, Malvales, Malvaceae. The record is from RefSeq and is a predicted model, not a curated record.